CUACCGUCGAAAGCCUCCCUCCCUCCCUCCUCGAUCUCUCUCCCUCAGCUGCCACAAACUUUAGGUCCCUUUCCUAUGAUCCCGUGGUCGCUGCCCCUGCUCCAUCCGACCUCCCUCGUUAGUCGCCGCCGCCGCCGCUACGGCUCCUCCAUCCACCGACUCUGUCCGUGCAGGUGGCCAGUUUCCUUCCGCCCCAACCUUCUCCACUGUCUCCCCAGUUCAUCCUCCGUCCCUUGCUGCUCGAGAUUCUCAUCUGCUCAGGCCGCGAGGAAGCCACGUGAGGAGGAGAAACCUUGUCUCGAGAAGCCGCGGGAGGAGGGGCUCAACCAGAGAGGAGCAGAUGCCAGCCAGGUAGUCGGCUCGGCCCGAUGUCGUCCUUCAUGUCUGGGUCGUGGCAGACCCUAGCGCCGUCCUUCAGGUGUCUUCACAGCUGCAGGAGUAUAUGCACUACAAGCUAAAGGCGCGCAAUCUGUAUAUUUUGUUCCAAUAAAGAAACCCGGACCAUAUAGAAUGAUCCAAUGAUAGGAUCCUGCUGUGUUCUAAUGAAUAGAUUUUUCAAAGGAUCUGUUUAAAGACAACAGGCAUAUAUUUUUACAGAGAUCAUAUUAUUUUGAUGCCCAUAAGAAGUUGGUGGUUCAUGGAGACCCAAGGUGCAAUGACAGAAGAUAUCAGAGGAGCAGAGGAAAAUGCAAGUGUGUAUGUGUGAAAAAUUAUUGCUUUAACUCAAGAUCAACUCCUCGUUCUUUCAAGCGCUAUGUUGCUUACUCAAAUGUUUGUGGCGAUUGUAUCCUUGUGCCAUGAAUAUUUGUACUUAGAAGAUCAAUAUAAACAUAUUGGCUAUCUAUUUACCAAUUCAAAAUUUAAAGCACUUUAUUUUAUGGCCUUGAGUAAAAGUUCAGUCGUUGUUGGCUGGAAGACAUCUUCAACACGCCAUCAACACGAGCUUCCCAAGAAAGAAGAUUUUGUCGAUGAUGUAAGAUAUCCACAUGUUGUAUAUGUGGAAAAACCAAAGGCUCAGGAUGUUAAUUUUUUGGAUGAAAUGAUUUAUCAGGCAAAAACUACAAGUGAAUUGGAAGAAGUAACGCUCAAAAGCCGAAAUAUAAUUCCUUGGGAAAGGGUAGAUGUUAGCUUCAAGAGAAGUAGACAAUGGAUUUUUUCCCAUAGCACCAUUCAGGUCCAGUUGUCGUUGCCUUCACUUGCUUUGUCGUUUACCGAUCUGUCAGCUCGCUGGUUCCCUGUCUUGCUGUCAAGUGUCUCCCUGCCGCCAGAUAGGAUGUUCUUCUGGGCAACUGGCAGUACGGGGGCAUUGUCCGCCUAUGAACAGGCUGCUUUGCAAGCUAUAAAAUUCUUACAGUUGAGAUCAAGGAGAGAGCGAGCCAUUGCAGAGGAGAGGGGAUAUGAGGGUGGGAGGAGGUCAGGCAUUGCUAACAGAUUUGCGGCAGAGUGGGAGAGGUGACGCCGGCCGGCGCCUCACCACCGGCUCCUGUUUGGCGGUGGCAAAGAGAAGGGUGCCGAGGAUGUGUUGCUCUAUGCAUGGCUGUCGAAGUACAUCAUCAUUAUGAUGUGUGUGGUUUUCUCUAUUUUCAGCCCUACUGCUCCUGAGCCCAAAUCCCAUGACCAUGCCCCCACCUGUCCUUCGUUAAAAGAAGGGAGUCUAGUUGCUAAAAAGUGAGUUUUCUUAAUCAGUAUGUAUGGCCCCUCUACACAUGUCAUUUCUUCGUAUUUAAGAGGCCCUCAAGCUUUGUCAGAUUUCUAACAGAUAUGGGAUUUUAAUUUGAUAGUCCCAACAACGGUGGGUACUGAUGGAGCUAUCUAUUAUUUAUUGUCAAUCUGUAAUACUUUUGUCAGCUUCUAGCAUGGCGUUGCUCUGCCAGAGUGUAACUUUCUCUGCAUGGCAUACACCAGUUACCAUUA
Triticum dicoccoides is the source of this 1914-nucleotide messenger RNA. RefSeq lists its product as uncharacterized. Gene Ontology annotation, biological process: lipid metabolic process. NCBI's taxonomy places the organism in Eukaryota, Viridiplantae, Streptophyta, Magnoliopsida, Poales, Poaceae. The record is from RefSeq and is a predicted model, not a curated record. The transcript is spliced from 9 exons. The coding region runs from base 755 to 1456 and encodes 233 amino acids.